ACCCAGGGCAAGAUGUGGCCGAGCAGUCUCCUUGCUCCGUAGCUGCUGCUGCAGAGGGGCUGGCAGAGUGGCCUCACUGACUAGCCCAGGAGCCAUGGCAAAGAGUGGAUUUGUGAUCUGUAUCCUGGUGAUCACCUUACUCCUGGACCAGACCACCAGCCACACGUCCAGAUUAAAAGCCAGGAAGCACAGCAAACGCCGAGUGAAAGAAAAGGAUGGAGAUCUGAAGUCUCAAGUUGAAAAGCUCUGGAGAGAAGUCAACGCCCUGAAGGAAAUGCAAGCCCUGCAGACAGUGUGUCUUCGAGGCACAAAAGUUCACAGGAAAUGCUACCUUGCAUCGGAAGGCUCAAAGCACUUCCAUGAAGCCAAUGAAGACUGCAUUUCCAAGGGAGGGACAUUGGUCGUGCCCAGGAACACCGAUGAGAUCAAUGCCCUCCGAGACUAUGGUAAGAGGAGCCUGCCAGGCGUCGAUGACUUUUGGCUGGGCAUCAAUGACAUGGUCACGGAAGGCAAGUUUCUCGAUGUCCACGGAUUCGCCGUUUCCUUCCUCAACUGGGACCGUGCACAGCCCAAUGGAGGCAAGAAGGAAAACUGCAUCCUCUUCUCCCAGUCGGCUCAGGGGAAAUGGAGCGAUGAGGCCUGCCGCAGUAGCAAGAGGUACAUCUGCGAGUUCACCAUCCCUUAAGAGGCCCUCUGCAGAUACAUCCUCCAAGCAAGAUCAGACAUGACUUAGAGGCUGCUGGUCCCCAAGAAUAUGUCAAAAUUGCAAUUACUAAUUGCAAAAUUGCCACACAAGUGUCAAAGUCCAUAGCGAUACAGGAUCAGACAAUUGUGCUACCAUAUUUCAUUGUAAGUUUGCCCUUCAAGGGGUCAGAAAAUAAUGAUCCAGACAUGUGCACGCUAUUAAAAUGACAUCUAUGAAAAGGGCUAUCAUAUUCUUUCUCUUUCCUUGUUCCUCUCAUUUGUGUAGACUCAGUCUGUUUAAAAAUACAACACACUGCUUCAACCCAGAAAAGCAAGCUUAGGCUACCUGGAAGAUUUUCUCUUGAAAGUUUAGCACAGGGAUACUUUCUGAGAAAUGUGUCAGAGGUGAUUUUGGUGAUAUGAACAUCAUAGUGUAUAUUUAUGCAACCUUAUGUGGUAUAAGUUAAAUAGUCCAAGUGGCUUCCUGAUGUGAUCAACAGAUGCAGUAAACACAAGAUGUAUGCAGCUGCUGGUGGUGCAAGAUGGCAUACUGCCUUAUCAUAUACUUAUUUUUCUAUAAGUAGGACUCUACUCUAAAACAGUAAUAAAAUGAUAGUAUAGUGUAUUAGUCAGUUUUCCAUCACUAUAAGAUACCUGACACAGUCUACAUAUGAAGUACAAAGGUUUAUUUAGCUCACAGUUUGGGUGGUUCAAAGUUCAAGACUGGGCAGUCCUGUUGGCUUGGUUUAAUGAUGAGGGUGGCAGAUGGCAGCAUAUCCCAGCAGGGGCCAUGUUGGAGUAAAUGGUCACAUUUCAAACUAUUGCACAACAAGAGAGGGGGGAUGGGCAGAGUCCCACAAUCUCUUUUCAGGGCAUGAUAAGGGCCUCCAAUAUGGCUCCAUCUCUUAAGAUCCACAGCACCUGCUAAUACUCCCACCCUGGGGACCCUUGGGAGAAAUAGAUAAAUGAGGCUACCUCAAGCCAUAGCAUAUGAUAAAUACAUAAAGCAGCAAAUCAUUUAUUAUUAUCAAAUAUUCUGUAUGGUGCCUAAUUGUAUGUGCUGUAUCUUAUACAACUGACAGAGCAGUGCAUUGGUCUACACCAGUAUGACCAAAACACAUGAGUAGUGCCCUGCAUUAUGACCUUGGGCAGCUACCAUGGCAGUGGGCAAAGGUCAUAUUUCAGCUCCAUUACAAUCUUAUGGGACCACCAUCAUGUACCACCAUGCAUUGGUCAGACAUUGCUAUAGAUGCAUUCUGUGUGUAUUUGUGGGAUGAGAAUUCCCUAAAUCAGAGGUUCUGGGUGCUGUGUAACCCAACAACUUCUCUCUCAUGCUCCAUCUGCCCCACCUCCCAUACACCUGCUAGCCCAGGGCCCUUUGAGUGGCUGCUUCCCCUGCUGGGCUUGUGUCUUGUGUGCUGCCUCAGGACCAUGAUGUCUGAGGAGGUUCUGAUUUAACUCUGUUUCUUUUGAACUCCUCCACCCAAGUUUGAACUCCCCCACCCAAGUUUUUUUUUUUUUUUUUUUAAAGUUCCCAGGCAGGGUCCAAAAAGACAUGAGCAGGUAGCAUGCGUGAUGGAUUCCAUGCCCAGCAUGACAUCAGUUUCCCCAUAAAGGGGAAAUUCUGAAGUGCAGAACAAGAGCAGCAGAACUUGUGGGCCAGGAGCGAUGGAGAAAAGCCUAUUUUCUCCUUCCUUUUAUAUCUUUACUGUCUCCCUAUAUAUAUGUUAGCUUUUUUAAAACUUUCUUUAUAUACUUAAAUAUAUAAUGAUGGUGGAAAAAAUCAUUUAAGUCUCUUCAAGACAAACUAUCUUUGGAAGUUUCAAGUUGGAUUUAGGCAGCACUAUUCUAGAGCCAUGCAUCUAGGUAAUUUUUUUUUUAUCCUGCCAAAUGCUAUCCCCAUGAAACUUCUCAACAAAAUUGCAGAAAAUAAUUUCAUCGCUUCAGAUGAAGUUACAAAAUUGAGGCUCUGGGAAGAGGGCUUUUUAGAAGAAAAAAAAAUUCUCAAUAUAUUCUGUCCUUCCAACAAAUAUCCAGUUUCUUUAAAUUUUCACUGUUUUGUGAAUCACAUCUUGCUCCGCAAACUUUAAUUACACGUGCUUGGAAUUAAGUUUUAGCUCUUUUCAUCAGACAAUAAUAAAGCCUGGAUUCUGAUCAAUGUGGACGUGUUCGUAUGUUCAUUAUAGUCAUUCAUACUAUGUUGGUUUGUAUAAACUUGGCAGAAAAUACUC
Marmota monax (woodchuck) is the source of this 2915-nucleotide messenger RNA. RefSeq names its product C-type lectin domain family 3 member A (gene Clec3a). The transcript has 3 exons. NCBI's taxonomy places the organism in Eukaryota, Metazoa, Chordata, Mammalia, Rodentia, Sciuridae. Gene Ontology annotation, biological process: ossification. The coding region runs from base 95 to 685 and encodes 196 amino acids. The record is from RefSeq and is a predicted model, not a curated record.